GAAGCUGAGAUAGUGUGUGUGCCAGGAGAAAGCAAUAAACACUGAACACAGAGGAGAAUGGAGGGGUUAAGUGCGAACUAUCCAGAGGUGACCUCGCAGACGAGGAGGGUGUGAAGUGCUCGGGGGAAUAGCUGGUGCUGCUUUCUCUUGCAGUAACAGCACCGAGCCACUGUGACUCAGGAAGGAAAUGGCAACAGCAUCAUCCUCUGCUUUCUCAGCAUUGAUUGCACCACAGCAAGAGCUCUUUGAAGGUUAGACAGAUGAAUGAAAAGGCAAGCCACAGAGGUUUGCUUCAGCUGCAGAGCUAGCCUGUGCAGGAGGACUGGGGCCUGAAUCCCUCGCACGGUGCUGAGUGAGAGAAAUGUGAGCUCGCUGCAGUGCUGCGGUGCUGCUGCAGACAACACUGCCAUCCGAGGUAAACAGAGGGCUCGGAGAGACAGAGCCGGAGCAAGGAAGCAAACUGCAGAGCAGCCACUGCCCUUACUGUCAGCACGGAGACACGCACCUCGCUGGAGGAGAGGAGGCUGGGCUCAGCUCAGAGCUGGAAGCGGCGGACGGUCGCCGAGUGCAGGUAAUGUGAUUCGAGCAAAGCACCUCCAGGCUCCCUGCUCCCUGCCCGAGCAAUUCCUUCAGUGGGAGAGCGUUACUCGUUCAGUGCUGUCACACAGGCUUCAUCUGGAAUAUGCUUGCACUGCGUGCUCCAUAUUGCAGCACUCGCUGCCAUUAGGAGGGCGAGAGAAAGAGAAGUCAGACUUAGCUGUCGUGAGGUUGACACUGACAGCACCUGUCAGCCAGACCCGGUAAACAUCAGAGCGUUUGGAACUGAUGAAGGCUGUGCAGAAGGUUCGCGAUGCUUCCUGCUGACUGUGUUGCAGCCUGACUCUGUUGAAUGGAAAGCGCGAGGUGCUGGAGAACAGAGGAACGCUGCCAAGGUGCAGACAUGGGUAGACGGUGCGGUGAGUGCAGCCCCAGCCUGUGAAUCAGGCCACCCAGCUGCAGCGCGGACCUUCACCUCCUCCCCUAUGGCGUGCCUGAAGCAGCAGCAGGCCGCCAUCAAGAUGGAGGCCGUGAAGAUCGCGCCGGCGGAGAAGUUUGCAGAUUGCCCGACCUCGCAGGCCCGCUACGGGCCCUCGCAGUGCACCCGGGACCCCCCGCUCGUUGGCAAGUGUGCCUGGCCCCUGGAGUCGGAGAUCAUCGCCAACCAGGCCUGCGCCGAGGUGUCGGCACUGGAGAAGUCGCGGAGCCCCAGCGGGUUGGCCAGGACGCCGCCGCGCACCGAGAAGUUUAGCCAAGGCCACCGCAAGGCCAGCGCUGAGAUGUGCUUCCACCGCCAGACACCUUCGGACGAGGUCAUCGUCAACCAGUACGUGCUCCACCAGUCGGCCACCGCAGAGCCUCUGGAAUGCCCCACCUGCGGUCACGUGUACAACCCCACCAACAAGCGCCCGCGGAUCCUCUCCUGCCUGCACUCGGUGUGCGAAGAGUGCCUGCAGAUCCUCUACGAGUCCUGCCCCAAGUACAAGUUCAUCUCCUGCCCCACCUGCCGCCGGGAGACCGUCCUCUUCACCGACUAUGGCCUGGCCGCUCUGGCCGUUAACACCAGCAUCCUAGCCCGACUGCCGGCCGAGGCCCUGACCGCCAACCCGGGCCAGUGGGGCGGAGAGGCGGACCGCAGCUGCUACCAGACCUUCCAGCAAUACUGUGGGGCAGCCUGCAGCUGCCAGCUCCGGAAUCCACUCUCCUCCUGUACCAUCAUGUAGAAGGCCUCACUCCCAGAGUAGCACUGACAACCCAUGGGAGAAGGAUUACUCCAAGACUGAACAACUUGCUGUGUUUUCUCAGCACCUUUAUGGUAAAUUACCUAUGACUGAAUUAUCUCAUCUGGGAAUUUCUGUGUUUUCUGUGAAAUCAAAGAUAUCCAAUUCAGACUGGCAAGUAUUAUGCGGUCCUGAUAAUUUUGCUUGAGAGCAGCAUUGCUAAGCUACCUGCACAAACUUGACUCUGACCUCAGAACUGCUUUCUCCACCCCAGUAUUAUACAAUGCCUAAAACCAUCGCCAAAGCAUCGUCUUAAAAUGAUGCCUGCUACUGUUCAGUAAAGCUUAAUAUGUUCUAGGUCCAUGCUUCAGUAUUCAGACCCAUUCCAGCCCAGGCUCAGCCCUGUGUGCUUAAUCCUUAACCAGGAUGCCAAGUCUGCAAGGGCACUUUUUAAUCUAAAUUUUAGAUUUUGAUCUUUAGAUGGAGAGGAAAGGGUUUCACACCACUUAAUUUUAACUGCAGACGUCCUGUCUAAGCCACAAGCUUGUGGCUAACGUCCCUGACGUCAAAAGCACGUUGUAAGCUUUUUUUGUAGUUUCAGCCCAAAGUCGCACCAUGGGUGAGCCCGCCCAGCAGCCUAUGGCUCUGGCGGUGCCAAGCAGCAAAGGGUUAACGUCUAUUUGUUUCCAGAUCAGCCAUCAGUCAGAGUAUCCAGAUAAUGAAGUCAGCUUUCACCAGAGGACUGUGAUUAUUUUAACUCCUUCCCCCACUCCAAACGUCUGGUCCUUGACUCCAUGCCACCACUGACACAUCUAGGGCACAACAUGAUGGACAGGUCUUUGUUUUUAUCAUUAACCAAUGUGUAUGGAGCACCUGCUGCCAAAGGUAACAGUGCUUGGAGUAACCAUGAACAGCACUAGGAACAUAAAGAAUGUUUCUUUAUUGAUUGUAUUCUGUGAAUAAACUAUA
Mobula hypostoma (lesser devil ray) is the source of this 2726-nucleotide messenger RNA. RefSeq names its product ring finger protein 208 (gene rnf208). Gene Ontology annotation, biological process: protein ubiquitination. The coding region runs from base 1023 to 1760 and encodes 245 amino acids. Lineage: Eukaryota; Metazoa; Chordata; Chondrichthyes; Myliobatiformes; Myliobatidae. The record is from RefSeq and is a predicted model, not a curated record. Gene Ontology annotation, molecular function: ubiquitin protein ligase activity. The transcript has a single exon.